Gadus macrocephalus (Pacific cod) is the source of this 3410-nucleotide messenger RNA. It is a transcript of the gene ago3a, whose product is annotated as argonaute RISC catalytic component 3a. The transcript has 19 exons. The record is from RefSeq and is a predicted model, not a curated record. Gene Ontology annotation, molecular function: protein binding; RNA binding. NCBI's taxonomy places the organism in Eukaryota, Metazoa, Chordata, Actinopteri, Gadiformes, Gadidae. Bases 726 to 3335 code for a protein of 869 amino acids.
GUUGAUAUGUCAGCUGGACUGGAACCACCGAUAACUCGGCAAGGAGGGAUUUAACUCGCGACCUGAAUUUAGACUGAAUCUUAACCUAGACUGUGCAAUCCGGGAUGUUUUGGACGCGUUCAGGACUUCCAGCGUCAUCGGAAUCCGCUUCCCUAUGAGCUUGGGGUCGUGACAGCUUCCCCAUAUCGCGAUAGGAGCGGUUUUGUCGCUACAACUUCAAACUAUUCGGCACCUACUAGCCUAACCUAUCGCUAUAACCCGGUUUCUUACCCGGGUUUUGGAGUACCAGCAUGUCUGUGUAACCACUGUCAAGUUCCAGGAUUGUCUGGGGAAUGUGAGGACGCUGUUCUUACGGUUUGUGGACGGCGAGUGUCGUCUGAUUUGUUUCUUAUAGAAUUUGGUUUUAGUCACUUUCCCCACCCCCCACCCCCAACGCCUGGCUACCGAGCUAGCAGACAUGGCUAACAAAGUGUAGCUUGUGUUCACUGAGCGUUAAAAACACGGCUAUGCCGACACGGCGACACCAUAGAGCCCGGUAAAUAGGAGUCCCGGUGACGGACUGCAGUAGAGCCCGGUGUGGCAGUCAGCACGAGUGUGGUCGGAGGGCCAGGACGCCCCGCCAGGACACGGCCCAUCGCCGUGGGAGACAGCGGACCUUACGGAGGACGAGUUCCCAGCUUCAGACCGCUUAGGUCCCGGCAGAGACCGGGGCACUGACCUCAUGAAUGGACACCGGAACAACAGCAACGGUAGCGGUGGAGGCCCAGGCUCUGUUCCAGGUGCCCAGGCGCCCGGGCUUCGGUUCAGCAGGGAAGCCCAUCAGGCUCCUGGCUAACUGCUUCCAGGUGGACAUCCCCCAGAUGGAUGUCUACCUGUACCAGGUGGACAUCACGCCGGAGAAGUGUCCUCGCAGGGUCAACAGGGAGGUGGUCGACUCUAUGGUGAAGCACUUCAAGGUGACCAUCUUCGGGGACCGGAGGCCCGUCUACGAUGGGAAGAGGAGCUUGUACACGGCUAACCCUCUACCUCUAGCAGCAGCUGGGGUGGACCUGGAUGUCACGCUACCUGGGGAAGGGGGGAAAGACCGUCCCUUCAAGGUGUCCAUUAAGUUGGUCUCCAACGUGAGUUGGCACACGUUGCACGAUGUGCUGGCGGGGCACGGUACCCCAGACCCCCUGGAACUGGACAAGCCCAUCAGCACCAACCCUGUUCACGCCGUCGACGUGGUGCUCAGACACCUGCCCUCCAUCAAGUACACACCCGUGGGCCGUUCGUUCUUCUCCCCUCCAGAAGGUUAUGACCACCCGCUGGGCGGGGGAAGAGAGGUGUGGUUUGGCUUCCAUCAGUCUGUCCGCCCCGCCAUGUGGAAGAUGAUGCUCAACAUCGAUGUGUCUGCCACAGCGUUCUACAAGGCCCAGCAGGUGGUCCGGUUCAUGUGUGAGGUUCUGGACAUCCACAACAUCGAUGAGCAACCCCGGCCCCUCACAGACUCCCACCGGGUCAAGUUCACCAAGGAGAUCAAAGGUCUGAAGGUAGAGGUGACCCACUGUGGGACCAUGAGGAGGAAGUACCGUGUGUGUAAUGUCACUCGCCGCCCGGCCAGCCACCAGACCUUCCCCCUGCAGCUAGAGAACGGGCAGACGGUGGAGCGCACGGUGGCGCAGUACUUCAAAGACAAGUACAGCCUGCAGCUGAAGUACCCCCACCUGCCCUGUCUGCAGGUGGGCCAGGAGCAGAAACACACCUACCUGCCUCUGGAGGUGUGUAACAUUGUAGCAGGCCAGCGCUGCAUCAAGAAGCUGACUGAUAACCAGACCUCAACGAUGAUCAAGGCCACGGCUCGCUCUGCCCCCGACAGACAGGAAGAGAUCAGCCGGCUGGUGCGCAGCGCCAACUACGAAGCGGACCCCUUCGUCCAGGAGUUCAGGUUCAAGGUGCGGGACGAGAUGUCCCAGGUGACGGGGCGCGUGCUGCCCCCACCCAUGCUGCAGUAUGGAGGUCGGGUGAGCACCGAAAACUACCUGAGCCGUACGGUGGCGACCCCCAGCCAGGGUGUGUGGGACAUGCGGGGGAAGCAGUUCCACACCGGGGUGGAGGUCAAGAUGUGGGCCAUCGCCUGUUUCGCCACGCAGAGACAGUGCCGAGAGGAGAUCCUCAAGGGCUUCACGGACCAGCUGCGUAAGAUCUCCAAGGAUGCUGGGAUGCCCAUCCAGGGCCAGCCGUGCUUCUGUAAGUACGCCCAGGGGGCCGACAGCGUGGAGCCCAUGUUCAGACACCUGAAGAACACCUACGCCGGCCUGCAGCUCAUCAUCGUCAUCCUGCCCGGGAAGACCCCCGUCUACGCGGAGGUGAAGCGUGUGGGAGACACCCUCCUGGGCAUGGCCACGCAGUGUGUCCAGGUGAAGAACGUGGUGAAGACGUCUCCCCAGACGCUGUCCAACCUCUGCCUCAAGAUCAACGUCAAGCUGGGAGGAAUCAACAACAUCCUGGUCCCUCACCAACGGCCCUCGGUGUUCCAGCAGCCUGUUAUCUUCCUGGGAGCCGACGUCACACAUCCCCCGGCUGGGGACGGCAAGAAGCCCUCCAUUGCAGCGGUGGUGGGCAGUAUGGACGCCCACCCCAGCAGGUACUGCGCCACGGUGCGCGUCCAGAGGCCCAGGCAGGAGGUGAUCCAGGACCUCUCCUCGAUGGUGCGAGAGCUGCUGAUCCAGUUCUACAAGUCGACCCGCUACAAGCCCACCAGGAUCAUCUUCUACCGGGACGGGGUGUCCGAGGGACAGUUCAGACAGGUGCUGUACUACGAGCUGCUGGCGAUCCGGGAGGCCUGUAUCAGCCUGGAGAAGGACUACCAGCCCGGCAUCACCUACAUCGUGGUCCAGAAACGCCAUCAUACUCGCCUUUUCUGUGCUGACCGCAAUGAGAGGGUCGGGCGCAGCGGCAACAUCCCCGCCGGCACCACGGUCGACACGGACAUCACCCACCCCUCCGAGUUUGACUUCUACCUCUGCAGCCACGCCGGGAUACAGGGUACCAGUCGGCCCUCGCACUACCACGUCCUCUGGGACGACAACUGCUUCACCGCCGACGACUUCCAGAUCCUCACCUACCAGCUGUGCCACACGUACGUCCGCUGCACGCGCUCCGUGUCCAUCCCCGCGCCGGCCUACUACGCUCACCUGGUUGCCUUCCGCGCCCGCUACCACCUGGUGGACAAGGAGCACGACAGUGCGGAGGGCAGCCAUGUCUCUGGUCAGAGCAACGGCCGGGACCCUCAGGCGCUGGCCAAGGCGGUCCAGAUCCACCACGACACCCUGAGGACCAUGUACUUCGCCUGAACACACACAUACACACAGAGUAACACACACACACACACACACACACACAGACAGAGACACAGACACACACACAGA